CCGCACUUAGCUGUCAGCUCUUGGCUUCUGAAAGAUAACACACCACACUACUUCAUGGGGCGGUCACCAUGCUGUGAGAAGGUCGGCCUAAAGAAAGGUCCAUGGACGCCGGAGGAGGAUCAGAAGCUGCUUGCCUACAUUGAGGAGCAUGGACAUGGGAGCUGGCGUGCGUUGCCUUCGAAGGCAGGAUUGCAGAGGUGCGGCAAGAGUUGCAGAUUGAGAUGGACAAACUACCUGAGGCCGGACAUCAAGAGGGGCAAGUUCAGCUUGCAGGAAGAGCAGAGCAUCAUCCAGCUCCAUGCUCUACUUGGCAACAGGUGGUCGGCCAUUGCAACGCAUCUACCAAAGCGCACGGACAACGAGAUCAAGAACUACUGGAACACCCACCUCAAGAAGAGGCUGGCCAAGAUGGGGAUCGACCCUGUCACCCACAAAGCCAUCACUGGCUCUCUCACCGGCACCGCAGACGACGAAUCGGCCAAGGUCGCGGCAAGCCUCAGCCACAUGGCUCAGUGGGAGAGUGCCCGCCUCGAGGCCGAGGCACGGUUGGCUCGAGAAUCAAAGAUGCAAACAGCAGCUUCUACACCAACCGCACUCCAUUUGCAGCCAACGAAUAUACCUGCCUACGCUUCUCCUCCAUGCCUCGAUGUGUUGCAGAAUGCAUGGCAGGGUGCAAAGAUCGACCUGGAGUCACCAACCUCCACACUGACGUUUACAGGGAGCAAUAGUGGCAUGCUGCCAACCCCCAGGACCAACAGACUAGAGAUAUCAGAAAGCAACUCUGCGAUGUGGCAUCAGAGGAGUGAUGAGCUAGAGAGUGAAGAAAGUGAUUGGCAGUUCCUCAGCAAGCAGCAAGUGCUGGGACUGGACGGCAGGGAGAGGGAAGAAGACCUCAUUGGCUGUGAGGAGCCAUGGUUCAUAGGAGCUGCUGGAGUUGGAUCUGGAUUCACAGGCAUGCUGCUUGAUGGAUCCAAUGUGCAUGACACAUCAGAAUGCUGGGGUGAGUCCAACAAUGGGCAAACUGAGCACAGCAGCCAAGCAUCAGAUGAGGAGGACAAGAAUUAUUGGAAUGGCAUCCUUGGCAUUGUGAACUCAGAGCUGCCACCCCAAUCGCCACCAUUGCUCUAGAAUAGAGUCCCUUAGUUCUUUUUUUAUUUCUUUUAAGAAAGGACUUCUGAGAAAAUCCAUUGGAUCACCCAUAUUCAAAAAGAAAACAGAAAGAGCGCAACAAAUAAAUGCUACAACUGCUGCAAUAGUUUGCAUUUUUUUUUCCCUC
Messenger RNA from Phragmites australis (common reed), 1276 nucleotides. Its product is annotated as transcription factor MYB16-like. The record is from RefSeq and is a predicted model, not a curated record. NCBI's taxonomy places the organism in Eukaryota, Viridiplantae, Streptophyta, Magnoliopsida, Poales, Poaceae. The coding region runs from base 55 to 1128 and encodes 357 amino acids. The transcript has 3 exons.